This is a messenger RNA of Lemur catta (Ring-tailed lemur), 1687 nucleotides long. RefSeq names its product AUP1 lipid droplet regulating VLDL assembly factor (gene AUP1). Gene Ontology annotation, cellular component: membrane. The record is from RefSeq and is a predicted model, not a curated record. NCBI's taxonomy places the organism in Eukaryota, Metazoa, Chordata, Mammalia, Primates, Lemuridae. The transcript has 12 exons. The coding region runs from base 307 to 1539 and encodes 410 amino acids. Gene Ontology annotation, molecular function: ubiquitin binding.
ACUGUAGUACGCGGAGCACGCUGGUACCUGAAGUCUUCCAGAGGAGCACGCCGGGACCCAGGAUUCCUGGAGGCCGGCUCCUCCCCCACCCCGCGAAUGCCGGGAGUUGUGGUCCUCGCGGGCCGCGAGUUCUGAGGCGGCCCAAGAGGCCGCGGGGCAUGCUGGGACUGCUAGCCCUUCCGGGGCGCCUCUGGACUUCGGGUCCCGGUACCCUGGGCUGAUGCCCAAAGACUCCGCCUUCCCAGGAGCCCCUGCGGCCGGGUGCGAAGAUGGCGGCGGCGACUGGGCACUCCUGAGGCGGCUGCGAUGGAGCUUCCCCCUGCGCCGGGGCCGGAGCGGCUCUUUGACUCGCACCGGCUCCCGGGUGACGGCUUCCUGCUCCUCGCGCUGCUGCUCUACGCGCCAGUCGGAUUCUGCCUCCUGGUCCUACGCCUCUUUCUCGGGAUCCACGUCUUCUUGGUCAGCUGCGCGCUGCCGGACAGCGUCCUUCGCAGGUUCGUGGUACGGACCAUGUGUGCGGUGCUGGGGCUCGUGGCUCGGCAGGAGGACUCUGGACUCCGGGAUCACCGCGUCAGGGUCCUCAUUUCCAACCACGUGACACCUUUCGACCACAACAUAGUCAAUCUGCUCACCACCUGUAGCACCCCUCUACUCAAUAGUUCCCCCAGCUUUGUGUGCUGGUCUCGGGGCUUCAUGGAGAUGGAUGGGCGGGGGGAGUUGGUGGAGUCACUCAAGAGAUUCUGUGCUUCCACGAGGCUUCCCCCCACCCCUCUGCUGCUAUUCCCCGAGGAAGAAACCACCAAUGGUCGGGAGGGGCUCCUGCAUUUCAGUUCCUGGCCAUUUUCUAUCCAGGAUGUGGUACAACCUCUUACCCUGCAAGUUCAGAGACCCCUGGUCUCUGUGACGGUGUCAGAUGCCUCCUGGGUCUCAGAACUGCUGUGGUCUCUUUUCGUCCCUUUCACGGUGUAUCAAGUAAGGUGGCUUCGUCCUGUUCAUCGCCAGCUGGGGGAGGGGAAUGAGGAGUUUGCAUUCCGUGUACAACAGCUAUUGGCCAAGGAAUUGGGGCAGACAGGGACACGGCUCACUCCAGCAGACAAAGCAGAGCACAUGAAGCGACAAAGACACCGUAGAUUGCGCCCCCAGUCAGCCCAGUCAUCUUUUCCUCCCUCCCCUGGUCCUUCUCCUGAUGUGCAGCUGGCAACUCUGGCGCAGAGAGUCAAGGAGGUUUUGCCCCAUGUGCCAUUGGGUGUCAUCCAGAGAGACCUGGCCAGGACUGGCUGUGUAGACUUGACCAUCACUAAUCUGCUUGAGGGGGCUGUAGCUUUUAUGCCUGAAGACAUCACUGAGGGAACUCAGUCCCUACCCACAGCCUCUGCCUCCAAGUUCCCCAGCUCUGGCCCGGUGACCCCUCAGCCCACAGCCCUAACAUUUGCCAAGUCUUCCUGGGCCCGGCAGGAGAGUCUGCAGGAGCGCAAGCAAGCACUAUAUGAAUAUGCAAGAAGGAGAUUCACAGAAAGACAAGCCCAGGAGGCUAACUGAGCUUAAAGGAACAGGAUGGCACCCAGAGCCGCAGGACGGAGACUGGGGGCAGCCCCGGCCCAACUCACAACAAGCCGGAUGGGUGGGUGGUAAAAAGGGAGGGAUGAGGCUCCCCCAAGAUCAUAUUAAAUUCAGGGUUUUCACUCAA